Messenger RNA from Penicillium bovifimosum, 246 nucleotides. RefSeq lists its product as uncharacterized. The record is from RefSeq and is a predicted model, not a curated record. The coding region runs from base 1 to 246 and encodes 81 amino acids. NCBI's taxonomy places the organism in Eukaryota, Fungi, Ascomycota, Eurotiomycetes, Eurotiales, Aspergillaceae. The transcript has 4 exons.
AUGGCAGCUUCCAUCGCCCCUGAAUGCAACGAUAUCAAAGAGAAAUAUGACACUUGCUUUCUCAAGUGGUAUAGUGAAAAAUAUCUGCGUGGCAACACCUCAUCAAAUGACUGCGAAGAAUUGUUCAAGAAGUAUAAGGGUUGCUUGAAUAAAGUCCUCAAGGAAAGGGGCAUUGAUGUCAUGGUGGAAGAUGCCCGAAAGAGUGGCAGCAGUGAAACAGAUGCAGAGUUCCUGAAGAAGUCCUGA